GUAAGGAGAGGCGAGAACCCGGGACGAGCGGAUCCUAUUGAAGUCUUAUAGAAAAAGAAGACGCGGUAUACCUAAGAGAGAAGGAGAGUGAUAGAACGAGAGUUUUUUGACGGUCGGUGAUAGAAAGGGGGGAGAACAUACACAGAUUCAACAGAAAGAGAGAGAAAGAGAAGCGUUCCCUAGUUGUAUGUAUGUGCUGCAGGUAGAUACCUGUAACCACAUACAGCUCGUACCGAUGCAGUGACCGCCACAAAGAUUAGUCAUCAAGGUCUUUGUGCGCGGGUUGACUACGCACGGCGGCAAUACCGGUUUUUGCGCGCGUGAAGGUGGCCGAGUAUGUGUCGUUUUCUAUAGUAUACGUGAACGUGUUCACAUAUUAUAUUGUUUUCGGGCAUUAUUAUACACCUGCAGCUGGUGCCGAGACCCAAAGAUGCGUGCCAGGUAGUAGUCGGUCGCCUGUUCUCUCCCCAUUACCGCGUAGUCCGCUGCGGCGUGUUGUUACACGCGAAUCGUUGCAAGACGCAAGACCACUGCCAGAAGACCGUCGCGCCGUUUUCUAUAAAUGUUCGGUUUCGCAAGUGUUUCGUUCUUAACGUCCGUCUAUAAGCGUUUCGUUUUUCCAAUCUAAACUCGUGCCUAAGAAGUGCCCCGUGUACGGUAUUACUGUGCGACGAUGAUGGACACGGUGCGGGCUGGAAGCGCCCCGAAUCUAACCGCCUACAUUGAAAUGGAUCGUAUAGCCGCCGGGAUAUCGAAAACGGACGAGAAACUCACUCAAAGGUAAGAAUGUCGUCGUUGGGCUUUCGAUUUUUGCUUAUGAUCAAGGCGGACUCGGAAUUGUGCUUACCCGCCAUUUUCCCUCUUCCCUCUCAACCCCCCCCCUCCGAAUAAAACGAAUGGAUAAAUACGCCACUGAACUAUUAUAUUAUACAUGACUAUUGGCUAUGAUGACGGGGGUGCGCAAUUAUAUCAUAUAGUUGCCUAUGUAUUUUGUUCCAGGGAAAAAGGGCUUAAGUCUCAAGUUAAUUUUGUUUAAAAUAGUUUUCGAUACGAGCGAAUUAAAUGUCGAGAGUUGCUAAACGACUAAAUUGCUAUAUGAUAAAUAUGACGUACGGAUGCCUUUUACGACCAACUAAAUGCGCAUCAUAGUGACUUCAGAUAUUUUAAAUUUCAGCACACUAUGUGAUACCUACUCAUUUAGACCAACAAAUAAUAUAAGACGAAAUUAUAAAAGAAAUAAUUCCAACUAUUUACCUAAUUCCUUCUUCCCUGGGACCAAAUAGAUAUAUGCAUCUGGAUCCGAGAUACCGAUAAUAGUAUUUUAACCAUAUAAGGUACCUUGGUAUAAAAUAAAUGAUUGUAUUUGAUCGUGAAAUUGCUCACGUAUUUCGUUUGUAUAAUAUUGUGUAGGUAAUGGAAAAUAUUUUCUAUUACGUAUAUUGUAUAAUACGUAGAUAGGUACUCACAACAAUUUUUAAGGGGUUCCGAUUUCGCAUAAUACAUAAUACGAGUAUAUUAUAAUACACACUAUACAAAUUUAUUCGUGUUCUUCAGUUCUUCUGACCCAAACAGGGAUUUCGCCGAAUUAACUACCUACAUAGGUAGGUAUACUAUAUAACCACGGACCACGAUACCUAUAGAUACCUAUAUGUAUAGUAUAUAAUAUAUGUAAGUAUUAGAUUUCAAAUCAUAAAAUAGAAGUGUUUGAUUGUAUACCUACCAUGCACCUAAAUUUUCCUAAAAUAAUAUAAACGUAAUAUUUAUGUAUUUAUACGCACAUUCAGCGUAAAUUAUUAGAUAUUUCACAUAAUUACAUCUUUAUUAAAUUAUAAUAUUAUAUAAUUAUACUAUGUUUGUAUAAAUACCAAGUUCUAAGUUCAAACAAACAAGAUUUUUUAAAAAAAAAAGAAUUAAGUACAAUCAAAUAAUAUGCACUUACACAUCAAUUUAAACUAUACAUUUAAAACUAGAAUUCAUAUCAAAUAUCCAGAUGAGAUUCGAUUCGUUACGUCAGCGCAUAUUUAUCGUAAUUUCAUCAUACCGAUUUAAUUUUUAUUGAACAUACACGGAGUAAUAGAAUAAAAUAUCAAAUAAAAUUAAUUUGUUCCUACCAUAUAAAUAUAGAGAAAAAAAAAAUUAAUUUAAUUAGCGUAGUGCCCGAUUUAUAGCAAUAGGGUACUAUAUAUUAAUACUAUAACAACCUAGACCAGUAGGUAGGUACUGUUUAUGCAUCACAGGGUUAGGUUAGGUUAGUGUAACAUGCUGGUUGUGAGCCGUAUACACGUUUCAUCAUAAUAUAUUAUCUACGUUGAAAAUACGUGCAACUUUCAAGUUAUAAACCAAAAGUUUUAUGGAUACUUAUGUUCUUUUCUAAAAACCAUAUCGUAUACCUAACCUAACCUACCAAAGUUACUUUAUGUCGUGUAAAAUUAUGCAUUUGUGCGUCUGUUCAAGAACAUUGUAUACUAAUCUACAAAUUAAUAAAACGUACACAUUUCGAUCUAUUACAUAACAUUGUGGUUAAUCGCAAUCCAUUAUUAUUAGAUUAUUAUUUUUUACUUUUACUCGCUUUUUAUUUACCAAUAUAGCUUUCGCAAAGAUCUUCUUGGCGGUUUCUGACAUACUCGUAUAUAAUAUACUGAUUAAAUAGGUAACGUAAGAAAUUCACUAUCUCAAAAAAGUAUUAAUUUUUUCGGAGUUAAUUUUAUAAAGAAUUAAAGAAACAAGCAGCUCUAAAAAUAUUACACUACUGUUAGUUUUAUCAUCCUUAUUUUCAGGGUUGAAACCACAAUCCGAUUUUGAUUUUUAAGUAAUACAUAUUUUUAAAAUGUCAUAGAUAUAAUUUUUAGUUUAAAUAUAUUUUGAUGUUGACAUUUUUAAAUCCUAUCAACUCAUUGACGAAAUUGUCAAAUUAAUUUUUUUUUUAUGUAGUUUUAUUUGUAAGGGAGUAUAGUGGACAGUGGAUCAUAAUUUGUGUGGGAGCGCGGCGUUUGAAUACUAAACUCACUAUUCCACUACUCACCCUCUAACCACAAAACAUCAAACUAUUUAAACUAAAAUUUCUAUUCAUGGCUGUUUGAAAAUUAAAAGUAGGUAGUGCCACUACUUACUUUUAAGUGAAAUCACAGGUACCGUAGUGGUUUUACUCCCAAAAUAUAAGGGUGAUAAAAAAUAACGAGUUAUUACCACGACAAUAUAACGUUUUAGAUCUGUUUAUUUUAUACGUGUUCUAAUAAAGAAUUCCCAAAAAAAGUUAAUACUUUCAUAGAUAAUGAGUGUCUUACAUAACACAUGCACUAUGUUGAUCUACCUAUAUUUUUACGAUAGAAUAAAGAAAAAAAAAUAACAUCAUACAUCUUAAUGUAUUAUAGUAAUAUUAUACUCGUAUAUAUUAUGUACAAUGAAUGUCAAAAUUAAGUUGUAAUAGUUUUUUUGCGAAUCGAUAUACCUGUAUUUAAUACAGUCUACGGAGUUAUUUUUGGUAGCGGAAGUUUCAAUAAAGGCACUCGCAUUAUUUAUUCCGAGUUUCUAACUGACAGUUGUAAAAUUUGUUUAGAUAUACACAAAAUAAUGGUAGUAUCUCUAUUUGAAUAACGUAUUUUACUAUUUUAAUAAUAACUGUCAUCAAAGUUUUCUGUUACAGCUUAAUAAAUCGAUAAAUAAGUACGAAAGGUAAUAUAGGAAGUUCCAAGAUCGAUGCCUUGGAAAUUAAAAAAGUGAAAAAAAUCUAUAUCCAUGAUUUUAUUUUCCAUUCUCUAGGAUCGUUUUUUCGAAUAUGACAAAUGGUCGUUAUUACUCCUGUAUUCCCGACACCUUCCCGCCUUUCUCGCAAAUGAACUCUUCACAUUUAAAGUUAUAAAAAUUGUAGAAUAAUGGAGACACUGCAACUUAUACACAAAUUGUUUACUUAAAAUAGUGACCUAUUCAAUAUAACAAUAUUAUCAGGCUUGUUUUUAAAAUUAAAAUAACUUAAUAAUGUAUAACUAUAUAUUUUCGAGUAGGUACUGCAUAUAAAAAUGAACAUCCAAAACUAUCUAUUAUUAAAGAAUUAUAUUUAAUUGGUUACUAAUACUAUUACUAUAUAAGAUGUUCCAUCAUAUUUUAAUCGAUGUAAUGAAAUUAAACUGUGAACUAUUAGAUAAAUAGACUAUUAUUUAUAGAUUUUAAAUCGGUUUUAGUUGUAUUAAAUAAUUAUACGUAAUUUGUAUCAAAACUUAUAAAAGUCACAGUUAUAUUAAUUGAUAAUUUAUUUGUAUAGAUUUGAUAAGUAAAGAAAAAAAUCUUAUCUAUAAUGUAGGUAUUAUUUUAGAUUCUGCGCGUGGCGUUAAAUGUAUUGGUUUUACAAUGAUGUUUAUUUUGUUUUCUGUGAACAACUUUUCUACCGGAAAUUUUUUUAAAUUUUCAAGUGUAACACCUUUUCUGAAAAGAAUUUGACUGGGAUGGUACAUAAGAAGGUAAUUUUUUGAUUUUCCUAGAGGUUUUCAUAAUAAAUGAGGAAAAACGGGAAAAUUUACGAAAUGUAUUAUUUCCAGAUCGUAAAUAUUACGGUCUUUCAAACAUGUAUAACUGAACUCCGUUCAAAAUCAUUUUUUUUUUAGAAAAUAAUUAAUCUUUGCGUACAGAUAUACAUACAAUUUCCCCUCUAUCUUCCCAAUGUCUCACCUACAACAGUGGCCCACCCAUCUUGCGAAGUAUGUCCGUUUAUUUUUUUUUUCUUAAUGAUACUAUGGUAUUCCUAAACAGCAUAAUCUUUUAAUUUCAAGAGCAAUUGUCUUUAUAUUUCUUAGAAAUUGAGUCAUAAAUAAGCAAAUUUUAAUUUAUUUACAGACAUUUUUUAAUAUUUUUUAUUCCUUAAUUAGUUUAUAAUUGUAAAAAUUAACAGAAAUUAAGUCAAAUUAAAACACGGAAAUAAUAAUAUUGCAGUAGUCAUUUGGUACACACACACAAAAUCGAUACCGUACGUGGAAUAAUUCGUCCGUUCUGCAGUGUAAAAAAAAGACUGACAUAAUUUGCACGAUGGGUGGUCUGUUGUAGGUGAGGAGUUCAGAAGAUAGGAUAUAUAGAGGAAUUUAAUUUAUAUCUGUACGUAAAUUCUCCCGUUUUUCCUAAUUUUUAUGAAAACCGCUAGGAAAAUCAAAUGAUUAUGUCCUAUGAAAAUGGUAUAAAUAUUAAUUAUGAAGAGUAAAUGUUUUGAGGAUCAACUACGUUAUAUUUAAAAUGUAUUCUUAUAAAAUUUAAAAGUAAGAUCUAGGAAAUCUCGACUCUCUGGUGUUGACAUCUUAAUUAUUAUUUCAAAUUAUUUUAAGAGUUGAUUACAGUUCAAAUAUCUAUUCAAUUCUUUUGUUUAUGUAUAUUAGUUUAUAUUAAUUAUUUUGUAUAAUAGUUUUGAAAAAAAAUUGAGACGACGCUAUAUUAGCAUUUAGUUCUCUUAACUCUUGAGUAUUAUUUACUUGUUUUUCAUUAUACAAAUAUUAUAUAUACUAUACACAUUAUAGGCCUAUAUAGGUAAUUUAUAAGAGAUAACUUUUUAAUUUAAAAUUGUUCAAAUAAAUGUUUUGUGAGUAUAUAAGUGUGGAGUGCAGAAAGAAGGUUUUUUUUUAAAUAAAAAAAAAUGGGUGGGUGUGUAACUUUUGUUAAUUAUAUGUGCUCUCAAAAUACCUUUGUGCGCCACUGCAAAUUAACUUGUUUAACGUAACUUUAAUUUUUGAACUAAUUUACGUCGUGGACGCCAACAAGGAAGAAAGAGAGGAUAACUCCUCCUAGAUUUAAAAGAAUUUGGAAAACGGAGAAAAUUACUAUUUGUGUUUGAAAUGUCAAGUUUAAACUAAUAAUUGUUUAUAUUUUAUUAUAAAUACAGUUUAUAAUUAUUUUUAAUUACAAAAAAUAAAUAGUAGGUAAUGCUUUUGAUUUCUAAUAGAAAUUCUUUCUUCCCUAAAUUUGUGCUUAUGGUUAUCCAUGGUUAAAACUCACCAUUGAUUGAUUUGGUAAAUUGAAAAUACAAUUUAUAGUACAAUAUUAUUUGCAUAUAUGGUAUGCGGAUAUUCAGGUAUUUAAUUAGUUUAAUUUUUUAUUCUAUUUUAUGCUGCUAUAGUCGUCUAUUUGAAUGAAAUUAAUAAGCAAGUAUUAUGAUAUUUGAUAUUAUAUUUUAUUGUUAAAAUAUAUAUUGUCGAAUGAUUAAAUCGUGAAUAUAUUUAUUUAUUUUAAAAAAAUUUUUUAUAAUAUUAAUAAUAAUAAUAUAAUCAUUAUCAGUUUAAGUAUUUUGACAAAACUAUUUAUUAUUAUUUAUUAUUAUUAUUAUAAUUAUACGUCGUGUUGUACAAAAAACGAGGUUAACAUUUUAGGACAAGUAGGUACCUAUUGUAUUAUGAUAUCGAAUGUUUAUGUGCUUAGGUAUAGUUUUUAAGGAAAAAAAAAUCAAAUCAUAAAUCAAACGAUCGACAAUGUUUGUAUCAUACACACACUAUAUGCAUUAAAUACAUAGUGUUGUUAUUAUUUUUCUACCCAUCUGUAAUUAGUUUAUUGUACAUUUAGAAUCCCCCUAUUUUCGUGUUCGUUUAACAUUUAUCUUAUUUAUAAUAAUUCGGGCGCUUCGAACGUUUCGAAUCUAUUUAGGUUAUAUGAUAUACCUAUAUAUUAUUAUUUUAACAUAACACACAUAGGUAUUGUCGAUAGUAUGAAUUUGAAAAAAAAAAUAUAUAAAUGUAUAAAAAAAAAAACCGCUUUAAAAACGGUGCAUUGUUUCAAUCAAUAAUAUUUGUUUAAUUGCCACGUGUCACUACCAUGCGUAGGCGUCCAAUACCCAAACACCGUCGUGGUUCGUUACUUAUUUCUACGCGCGUAAAAGUUAUGCCACAAAGACCCGCGUACACCCUGUAGACUGUGGAUCGGGGUUGGUUUUGACGGCAACCGCGUUGAAACGGCUCCUGAUUUCACAUAUAAACUAUCCCGUCGACCGUUGAAUCGGCUAUACCAAUGAUAUUUUCAACAAGUAGUUCUCGAAAUAUGUAGAAUCUAUAGGUAUCUCAAAUGACAGUGGAAAAAGUGCACGACGGCGACAUAAAUAUUUAAAGGAUAGAUUAGAUUAGUUUUAAAUUUUUUAUUUUUAUCUAGAACCCACACAGCUUUUGAGAAAUAAUAAUAUUUUUAAAUGGUUAUAUAAUAAAUAUUUUUCUGAUGAUAUUGUAUACAUAUUUUAUUCUUGAGAUAACAAAAUAUUCUGUUGUAUGAUUUGUAAAAAUGUUUUCUAAAUAUUUGUAUGUUUCCGAGAAAAUAUAAAAAUUAAACGUUUUAGAAAUAUGAGAUUAAAAUGUUUGCUGAAUUUUUGAUUUAUUUAUAAAUAUUUUCCAAACGUGAACUAUUUGGGCAAAAAAUAUUUCGAUAGCAUUUACACCAUUAUUUAACGAUAAUCGAAAAUAUUUUGUUCAUAUAAUGGAUAUAUUUUUUUGCUUAGAAUAUUAUACUUGAAAUUGUGUGUAUUAUAAGAAAUAAACUAUUAAUUUAUUUUAAAUAUUAUGUUGUUGUUUUUUUUUUUUUUUUUUUGACAAACCAUUUGUCAAUUAUUUAAAAUAUUCUGAUUUUUUAAUGUCAAUUUGCUGAUUUUUCAUUUGAUUGUACAUGAUUUGAGAAAAUUUUGUAGUACUCAAUGAUUUUUCCAAAAAAAAUUUAUUAUUUUCGCUUUUUAGAAAACACUUUUUUGGUGAAUAAACUACUACGAUUUUUCAUGUGGAACCUUAAAAGAAUUCUGACUGAUGGUACUUUACUUAAAAUAUCUAUCGACAUUUUUAAAAGUUUGUAUGCAAAAGUCCUACAUCAAGAAAAAAACACGAAUUAAUAGUUUACUACUCCUAUCAAAAUUUUUUUAGUGGCCUAUUAAUGCAGAUGUGAAAUAUGUCUGGAUUUUUUAAAUUAUAAAACAUUUAAAUUUAGAAUAAGGUAUGACACCGAUAUUCAAAUUUCGAUAUAUAACUCAAAUAUUAACAAUGAUUUUUUUUUUUUUAAUGUUUUAAAUCUUUAAUUAUUGCGUAAAUACAUACGAAUAUUAGUAAACAACUUAUGCAUUGAAUAUUUAGAUUUUCACAUUAUUUUAAUGUACAAUUAAAUGUUUAUUUUGAACAAAUUUGGUAACCGACGUAUUUACGAAAUUUAUGUUGAGGAACCAUCAAUUCAAAAUUCGAAAAUCGUGAAACAAUUCAAUUGGAAAAAAUAUCGAAUACCUACUUAAUGUUUGAGAAUCGAUUCAAUGGCACCGGGUUCUUACACAACACGAUAAAUGUCUCUGUAUAUAUAAUAUUUAAUUGUAAUAUAUGUACUCAAUAUCAUCAAAUAUUAUUAUAAUUAUCUGUAAACGCAUUAUAUGACUUUCGUCAAGUCGACUGCGUGCGCAAAGUUCGUCAAAAGUAAGAACACCCCCACGAGCAAUAGUUCUGUUGCAAUUCAAUAGUUCAAUCGUCACUAUAAAGUCCAAUUUUCCCCCCAACUAUAAUUUUAUAUGACAGAAAUAUUCUUUGCAAAACGAUGAAUAACCAAAUACACCAUUAAUAAUACAAUAAUAUUAUAUUACCACCCACCUCUAAAAAAAUUUUUUAAAAUUUAAUCAUAAAAAUGGUAGAGGUAAUCUGCAGGGGUGUAAAAAGCUCAACAAAUACUUUUCAGUCGCAACAACACUGUGGUUAAGUUCAUAUUUAUAUUGAAAUUCAAUUCAACUUUUAUCACUUCAACCCGCCUACAAAAAAUUCCCGAGUUUAAGCUCAUUUGGUCCAGAGGGAGUCGCUAAAAAUGUUUAAAAGUAACGGGUAUAUUAUGCAAUAGUCUCCAUUUUGGGGAAAAUUCGACAAUAAGAGUAAUACGAGUAUUUAGGUACGACAUCUCAGAGAAACUCAAGGAAAACCGUGUAGUGUAACCGCGGUAAUGGUUCUUAUUAUCUUCGUCAAUCACUGGGACAUUUGCACUAUAGACCAACUUGUAAGUAGGCCCGUAACCUACGACCUCCAAACGAAAAUAUACCGACCGCGCGCUCUCGGUUCGUGUAUACCAUAAUAUUAUAAUAUUAUUACCUGGUUAUAACCAUUAAUUGCAUACACGCGCGGUCUGCUCCGAUCACGUGUGCCAUUGUCGUCAUCUGUUUGCCUUUGAGAAUUCCGUUCCGUAUACAUUUUCGUGUGUAUAUGUACACACAUGCACGUCUAUAUGAUAUUAACACACACACAUAAAUUAUAUAGUGUGUACGGUGUGACGUCGUCGCAACAGUUUUCACGCCCAUAAUUGCCUGCCGUUUUCGCAGUCGCGUACCGUCACUGUCUGUCUGCAUUGCGCUAGGUAUAUAUUGUUACAACAGUUAACGUUGUGGCGUUUGAGCGUUUACUCGGCCGCGGUUCGGCAGAAAUAAAUUCGCGUCUGCGACCACGUCCGCCGCCGACACGCACACAAGCGUAGUGAACAAUAUCGCGCCGACCCAGCGUCCCGUCCGCGCAACAGGAUAAUAAUAUAAUAAACGAUAUUAUUGUUGCCGAGGGUGCCCCGCGUCGACCCGCCCGCCGAAAUGCUCAUCAGGAAACUGUUCCUCCGCAGGCGGACCAAACAGCAACAGCAGCAGCAGCAGCAACAGCAACAGCAACAACAACAACAACAAGAAGUCAGCAGCAGCGUAACGGUCAGCGAAUCGUCCAAUAGCGAGUAUUUUUCCAAAAGGCGAGUUUACGUUGCACGUAAGCGCGUGUGUUUUCCAUCACUAUAUAUAUAUAUAGUAUAAUAUACAUUUUUAAUUCGGUAACGCGCGAUAUAAAUGCCGUCGUAUUUUAAUAUACUCGAACAAUAUUAAUUCUAAUAUCGAUAACGCCAUCCGCAGAGUAUAGAUAGUAUAGCCGAUCUAACUUGCGGGAGAGGACGCAUAGGGGAAGCAUAGGAAUAAAAAAAAAUUUUCCCCGAGUCGUCGGUAUAAUUUUACAGGGUUUUUGGACCGCGGCGAGUUUGGCAAUCGUUUGAAAACGGACCCCCGACGAAAAAUAAUAAUUCUUCGGAAAGCCACCGCUCUGGGGAUUGAAUAUUUACCGAAUCGUGUAUUUUUGACAUUGGCGCGUAUUAUAACAUUACAUGUUGUUAGUUGUUUGUAUAAAUUUAAUUUGAAUUUAUGUGUUACGUUUUUCACGGAAUCUAAGGGUCGUUAUUUCGUAUACUUAAUUGUUUAAUGACUAUAUGUAUUAUGUACACUAAGAUUAGUUCUAAAAUUUCAUUUUGAAUUUUAUUUAGUAUUUAUUGACUCUAAAAACUACCUACCCAAAAGUAAAAGUUUUUAACCAAAACAUACGAGUAGGUAAACAAAGUUGAAACAUGAUAUCAUACAAUAAAUAAUUGAAAAAUACAUCAAAUAGUAUUAAUUAUUUUUGAUAUUUCUUUGGUCCCAGGGAAACAGGAUAUAAGUCAAUUGUUGGUUUUUUUUAUUUAUCUUAACUACAUAAGUAUAUACGUGUAACAAUGCAUUUUAAAAUGCUUGUAUGCAGUGUAUGUGAGUGUGUUAUUAUAUAAAAAAUUGUAUGUAUUUUCAAAAUUAAAUUCGCUUGUAUUGAAAACUAUACAAAAUUGACUUAAACUUCCCUUAAUCUUCCCUGGAACGAAAGAUUUACGAAUACAAAAAUAAAAUGAUUAUAAUUAAUAUUAUAUUGUUAAAACAGGACAAUACUAUUAUUACCAGCGAGAGAAAGGUAUUGUAUUUAAACUUGAUUAAUAAUAUUGCCAAUAGGUAGUAAAAAAAAAAGCUGAUACUGCUGAUGGGUGUGCCACUGUUGUUAGUGAGAAGUUGGGAAAAUAGGAUACAUAAAAUUAUUUAAUUUAUAUCUGUAAAUAACGACAAUGGUAUUUAUUAUACGAAAGGUCAUAAUAUUUUAUUUUGAUCUUAAACAUAAGUUUUUAUAAUGAACCCCCCAUUAAAUGUUCAGACAUGUUUGUUGGGUCAAAUAGUUAUACAACGUAAUACCUGUCAAAUAAAAAUUACGCAAAAAGAAAAUGUUUAUAAAUAGUUCAAAAAAUCGCCAAAUAUUUUGAAAAUUUUACCGUGAAAAUAUUUACGCCAAUUUUCAUUUUUCGUCUUUCGGUUUUCCCAAUUAUUAUGAAACUGCUUGAAAAAAAAAACUUAAAAUUAAUUUUUUUCUUAGAAACUAAAUCCAAACUUCAACAAAAAAGUUCUCUUGGUAUUUUUCCAUUAUUACAAAUUUGUGUGUUCGAAAAGUAGUUUAAAAAACACAUUAUAUAGUAAAAUCAAUAGUUAUUAUUUUUAGGUAUACUCGAUAAGGUACUUAUAAAAUCACAUAAUAUACUAAUAUUAUAAGUUUUUAGUUAAAUAUUUUGUUAUUAAAAAAAAUUAUCGCAUGACGUAUAUAAUGACUGAUAACCAUAUUUUGAGAUCUUUAAAAGUAUAUUUAUGACAUGACGCUUGGAUAGCUGAACAUGAUUUAUUAUUAAAUAUAUUCAAUAUCUAUAUAUAAUUGAUUAAUAUUAUAAGCUAUUGCAUUAUUAUUAUUGCCAUGUCCUCUCUAGAUAUUUUGCAGAAAUCAGCUUUGUCAAUGUCUUUUCAUAACAUUUUUAUCGAGCAUUUUGCUAGAAAUAGUGAGCAAUUCCGGCAGGUUGUCCAUAGUGUGUUCAACACCACAUUCACAUAAUUAGUAUCGCAUAUUAUUAUCUACUCCAACCAGGGCCAUAAGAAGGAAGGGAGAACAAUGCUUGCGUCCCAGGCGCAAUGCCUGAGAGGACGCAAAAUACCCUAAAAACCUAUAAAUAAUACGUUAAGAAGAAUUACGUUAAAAGAAAUAUAUAAACAUCAAAUUUGAACCUUAGGAAAUCCAAUAGUGAGAUAUGAGAUAGUUAAAACAUUAAUUUGAUUGAAGUUUAAACGUUCAGCUUUGAUUUUCAAAUUAUAAAUUAAAGUUCAUAAAGAAACAUUUUAAGGCUUCGCACGGGUUUGGUUGCUAAGUUUCUUGGUCUUCAAUAGGUACCUUUUUUUUUUUUUCAUUUUUCCGCAGCCUUGCUAUAUUUGUGAGUUAUCUGUUAAUUCUAUAGCAUAAUAUCGAUAAAUAUUUUAUUUUUUUGAAACCACGCGUGUGGAUUUACCGGCAAAUGUAAUAUUUGUAUUUAUUUUGUUUUAUAUUGUAUUCAUAAGUAAUGGGUACCGCUAUGUAUUUCUCGCGUGUAUUUAAAUAUUCGGAACUUGAAAGGGUUCAAGGGUAACUAUAUAAUAGCAGAAGUAAUCAAAUGAAUUCGGAAUUCGUCAAUAAUUCAAUAUCCUUGAACAUUUUCCGCAAAUUAAAACGCACGAUAUUUUAUAUUCUAAAACAUGUAUUAUUAUCAAUAAUAUUUGUAGUUUGUUUUUUCCUCAAGAGACCUACGUAUGACUACUUUUUUUUUAUAAAUAUAUAUAUAUAAUAUAUAUUACGGAUUAACUAUGCUCAAAAAAACAGAAAAAACUCUUAAGCCUCGCAUACUUAGUAGAGUAUUCGAAUUUUUAAAAUUAUACAUUUCUAAAGUUUACAAAUGUUUAUGUUUCAACUCGCUUUUUUGUGAUUUUGUAAAUCCGGACUAGUCGCAGUGGCGCCGCCGAACUUUAUGUUAAGGUCGGGCCUUGGCCCGACAUUUUUAAAAAUUAACCAAAGGGCCGCUUUAUUUUCGUACAAUGUUUGGUCGCCCCAAACCCAAUGAAUACAUCAUUACAGAAAUAAAAACUUACAUUAACCAUAAUUUCGGGCAUAAAAUAUAGGCUGUGUUUAGUUAUUGCAGGGGCCUCUCGGAACGAAUUUCGCCCGGCUACAUAUUUAGGACUUGGCGCCAAUGGUCUGGUCGCCGGUCUAAAAAUAAUAUACGGACAGCGUUGGCGGCCGUAAAAGUAAUUAUAAUCGCCUAAUCGUAACGAAAACAAUAUCAAUAUUGUUCGUUGUGAAUAAAUUAUUUUCGAUAAUAUCACGGCUAAAUACGAUUCCGGCGGCGACCGUACGCGCGCGCGCUCACCGUGUGCGGCGACCGGCUUUACCGCUUUACAUUUGCGUACUACGGCACUCGCGAGCGUGCCACGCACGCUGUCGCCAAAAGCGUUUGGAUACCUCUACGCAACUUUGUACGGGCGCGCGGGUGGUACGUUAUGGGUUUUCAAUAACGAGAAAAAAAAAUUUAAAAAAACCGUUCGCGGCGUCGUCGUCGGUCGUUUCCCGUAUUUUCCGUGUACCCAUAGCGAGGAAUUAAUGCGAAACAAUAACAAAACAACACGGGAAAAAAAAAAAAAAAAAAAAACUAUACACAAAUAAUACCUAUUAUAAUUUAUUAUUAUCGUAUUAUAAAAAUACAUAGUUACAAAUUAAUACAAUAUUCACAACAAUUAUAAUCGAUGAAGAUACGAGUAAUACGAGUAGGCUACUGCGACGGCUACGUGCCAAAACCUAUCUCGUAACUCAAUUUUUACAAUUCGUUCAGGAGAUAAAAAAAAAAGAAGUUUGUUUAGUUCGAUAUUAUUAAAUAUCAGAAUGUUACUUAUAAAUAAUUUAAAAUAUAUAUAUAUAUUGUGGUUAAUGUUGUGAAAUCGGUUAAUGUCGUUAUAAUUAUACUUUAACCUAUUUUGUGCUGGCCGUUUUAAUAUUGGAGUGUAUCAGCCUAUUGACUAACUUAAGGGUAAGCAUAUUGUUUGUGUUUGUACCAAGGUUUUUUCACAAUAUUUUAAUUUCUAAUCCAGAUUCGACAAUUUUUAAAUUGUAAUAUUUCAUAUAUUUUUAACUCGCUUGGAAAUUGAAACACCAAGAAAAAACCAACGUACAAAUACUGACAAUAUUCUUACCUUUAAUUUGAUAAUAGACUCAUAUACUGUAGUAUUAAAACUAGUAGCACAAAAUCGUUUACUAUUUUAUAUACAAAAAGUAUAAAUAUAACAACAUUAACUGUAACAUAUACACAUCAUUAUUUUUACAGUGCGUAUAUAUAAACAACCAAAAUCAUGGAAAAAAACAAAAUUUAAAACAUUUUACGUUGUGAAGUUUUGACACGGAACUGUCACUAUAAUCAAAAAUUACAUUUUUUCAGAAAACUAGAAAAAAAUUUCCUUAUACAAUAGAAAAUCCAAAAUUCGAUUUUCUAAUGUAUAUUAGGCUAAGAAAUUAAAUAUAAUAUUUUAGUCAUUAUCUAUGUUAUUUUUUUUUGUGGUUUAAGUUUGAAACAUAUGAUUUUUAAAUAAGGUACAGUACAUCUGAGUUUUGAUAUUAGUUGAAAUGGAUUAUGUGUUAAAUUUAAAUCGAGUCUUGUGCAUUUUGAAACGAAUCAUUGAAAAACUGAUUACAGAAUGGGAUUCGCAUUCAAAAAUUGCCAACUAAUUUUCUCAUUUAAUAGAACAUAUUAGUUUUGUUCUAGCUCUUCUAUAAACAGCCAAUGUUAAGUUCAGGUAUAUUUUAAAUAGAGCCCUCUCUCCCCCGAAAAUGUUGCUUUUUAAUAAAAUAUGGAGGUUAAAUAAUACUUUGAAGGACAAUUUUUCAAUAAUAUGAUUUACAAUCAAUUAUUUAUCAGUAAAAUUUAAACAAAUGACAUAAAUUUAAAAUUAUUGUGUAAUAUCAUCAUAUUUUGAAUACAAUAAUAUCAAAUACCUCAAUUAUAAAUUACUGCUAACAAAGUAUGAAUCUUAUGGAUCUUACUUAUUUUAACUCAACUACUAUGUAGUAGGGCAAAUAAUAGUGAAAAUAUGAAUAUAGAAUCUAAAAGUAAAUCAUUUUCAAUCAAACGUGGUUAUAUCGAAUCAGGGGCGUAUUUAUGGGGGAAGAAGACUGCAUGUUUUCAUCACUAAAAAUAUCUUCAAAAUAGUGGUUUUAAAUAAAAGCACUAUAGGUUCUAUAGUCUUAGAAUAUUAAAAAAAAAUCUGUACAACGGUAUCUCUAUACAACUGUCCAAACUGAGUUCGAAUAUAAACAAUUGGUGUCAUCUCGAUAUUUGAUAAUAGGCCGUGAUAAACCUAACAGAUAUGUUGACUGACGAAGAAAGUUUUAUAAUAUUGUCCUUCAUUUAUAAUUGUAUAAUUUUUAGACUUUCGAUUAACAAAUAAAUAGAUGGUACCUACAUAUUAUCGUAGCGUUUUAUAUUAUUUUAUUUUAAAGCUGAUAGUCGCGAAAAUCGAAAAAUUGACCACGGAUAGUAAUUUUUAAUCCUUUAUCUGUGGGGGCGUAUGAACAAAAAGUAAGUAGGUACUUAUAUAAAACGUUUUUCGAUAUUUCGACAUUUUUUUUCCCCAAGACCCAAUAAUUACCAGGAUCCACUUAAUUAAUGUCAUUCAAGACUACAAUAAGAUGAAAAGCUAUAAACUGAGACAAAUUACUAAAUUGAUCGUCCUCCUACCCCCUUGAAUAAAAUGACGCGAUCACUAAAAAUAGAAUUAAAAUCGUGAUUAAACAAGUGAUACGGGGACAUAAUAUAAUAAUUAUAUAGCUACAUUUCUCGAAAUACCAACUAUGAGUAAGACCAUCGAUUUUAUAAUAAUAUAUAUAAUCUGGUAGGCUACAUAAAUAUAACCUUUACAUAAGGCAGCAACUACCAGGGUUCUGAUGGAACAUUUUGGUUAGGUUCUUUUUUUCCCUUAUUGAAUUCAAAACAUUUUUAGGUAUCUGUAGUUUAUUAUCGUGAUUAAAAUCACGCCGAUGUAAAUAUUUAUAUACUAAAUGUAUUCAAUAUUAUUUCUGAAUUUGAAUAAAUAAAAUAAAACUGUAGUAUAUAAUUAUUAUAAUAUAAUUGUGCUUGGUUGUUGGUUGAAAUUUUAAAUCAUAAACCUAUAAUGGAUGUAACUAGGACGUAUCUUUGGGGGAUGAGUGGAAGGCGAUAUCAGUAAUUAUUAAAAAUAUCAAGGAAAAAUCGUAACUAAUAAAUACCAACUACUCAUAUAUCACAUGAUACACAAUUUGAUUAACAUAUAGCGAACAAAUGUUGAUAAUUUGGCAUGUUUCACACUUGAUAUAUUUGCAUUUUAAAUUGGGAAUAAAAAUGAGUUAUUGCAAAAAUAUAAAAAAAAGGUCUGUAUUCCAAAUAUUUUUUUUUGGGGGGGGGAGGUGAUAUGACACCCGCAUCAUCCUCCUUGAGUCUAAUAAUGACUGAUAACGCUAAAAGUGAUACUGAUGUUUUCAUUUUUUUUUUCUUUCAAAAAUUAGCUAAUUCUGGGCAUGUACAUUUGUAUCGUGUACCCUACAAUUUUGAAGGUAGUGGGAAUUAAUGUUGGACACAAUUCGGUAUAUUAUACAUAAUUUAUUUAGUAUUGAUCUAAGGAUUACAUUAACUUACGGUGUUUUAUCUAUAAUAGGUUUGAAAUGUUACAAAAUUCUGCAAUGUAUUGUAUUUGUGUUUUGACAAAAAUAUAUUAAAUAAGUAGAAUUAUUGUUGAACUGUUUAAAAUUUUAUAAGGAUUUCAAAAAAAAAGAAUAGAAAGUCCGUAUGACAAUUAAAUAGUUAAGUUCGCGAUGGAAUUCUAUCGAACAGAUUUGCAUUGGGUGGGUUUACCUAACAUACGCACGAGUAUGUUUAUCAAUGAAAUAGAAAACACGAGUACUUCGCGCGAUCGUAUACCUCGUUUUUGAAAAAAAAAUUCCGAGAAAAAUAUUUGUAGCUGUGAAUGACAGAAAACAAUGAGUGGAGGAUUAAAAAAACAAGAAACUUAAAUCGCUCUAACAGGCAACAAUUAUUGUAGAGGCCAUCAGAAAGUAAGACACUACAAUGAGCAGGACAUACCCGGGAGUAGCUGAAACCGAUUACUGCGUGUAGUGCUGGAAAAGAACUUGACGGAGGAAAUUCCCAUUUAAGAAAGUGAGAAGAUUUUACGGUUACGCUAAGGAAUCCGUAAAAACAAAUAAAAGAUAGUAUUCGGCGACGAAAGUCUACGGUUUAUUGGUUUAAUACGAACAAAUACAGUUAUACAUUUAUAAAAUACUCAUGCUAAUUACAAUGUAUUGAUAUUCACGAAAAUGCUUGCCCUACGUAUUUGACACUAUUCUCUCACGUACGUCACGUCCGUGUUCGAAGCCCGCCGCUUGGGUGAAAGGCUGCAUCAGAAAAUCCCGCCAACCGACGUGGUUUACAAUAAUUGCGCUGUUCAAAGUUUAUAUUACAACCAUUUGCUUAAUACUAAUACAAUAUAAUAUAUUAUGUAAUAUUAUAACUAAACGUUCUUAACAAUAUUAUAUAGUCGAGAAUGAUGUGUAUGAACAAAGAGAAGAGGAUCAUAUCGAGAUGAACGGAAGGCUGAAUGUAUGCCGUUUGUAGAGGCCGGUUUUUACCCCUAAGAAGAAUACCAAUAAGCCAUUCGAUGUAAACUUAAAAAAAGCAAAACAACAUUAUAUAGAAUGAUCAAUCUAGCGUAGGACUCUCAUUAUAUCGAAAUAUAUUAAUUUUUUUAGGAAUUUGCUUUAUAGAACAUUUAAGAAAUAAUAAGUAGCUGUAAAAUUGUGUAUUUAUGUUUUUUUUUUUUUUUAUCACCUUUAUUUUUGGGGAUAAAACAAUUAAGUAUCUAAUUUUGAUUUUCAAAUUGCAACCUAUAUUAAAAAUUCCUCAAAUAGAUAGAGCAUUAGUUAAAAUACAUUUUGGUGUUGAGAUUUUUAAUUUCGGUCAAUCCAUUGACAAGAUAGUUCACUUUUAAAUUUGGUUCGGGGGAGAGUAAAAGUGCAUAGUUAAAACGUCGUGCCGCACACAAAAGAUGCUCCAUUACUCUCCUCCGAUCCAACAUUAAAAGUGGAAUAUCUCAUUAGCGGGUUGACGUAAAUCAAAAAUGUCAACACUAAAAUUUAUUUUAACUAUUACUUCGUCUAUUUAUGGAAUUUGUAACAUAGGUACAAUUUGAAAAUCAAUAGUUGGUAUAGGGGAUUUACCCUCAAAAUCAAGGCAGACAAUAAACAACAUAAAUUUUAGAGCUGCUUGUUUCUUAAGUGUUCUAUAAAACAAAUUCCGAAAAAAUUUAUACUUUCCGUGAUAAGGAGUUUCUCACGCUAGAUUGAUCACCCUGUAUAAUUUGAACAAUUUUAAUUGCGUUACAGGCUCGAUAAAUAUAUUUAGGUACGUGUUUUUUUUAACUUACCUUUAUCUGAUACGGGACCUGGGGUCUGGGACUCCCAAAACUCCUUACCCAACCCAGGUAAUAUAUAUGUAUCAAAAUAAUUCGUUUAAUUGUCAUUUUUCAGUAUAAUUUACUAAUCCUUAUUUUGUGUAGGUAUUGUACAUAUUUUUUUGAAACAAUAAUAUUUGUGUACAAUAAACAGUAUACAGUUGUCAAUAUUAUCGUAUUUAUAUAGUGCCUACCAUUUUAGUACCUAUUGUUUAGGAGUAUUGAAAUUCCCGCGGUUUAUUUGUACGGGUAGUCGUAAAAAUAUUACGCUGCCUCGGGAUUUAAUGAAGUCAUUCACAUAAAUAGGUAUAGGUAUGGUACCUAUAUACAAUAAUAAUAAUAAAAAAAAGUAUUCAAACCAUUAGGCCGACUUUAUCAGCAAUAGGUACUGCAUAAUAUUAUUAUUAUUACCCGUGGUUAUUAGUCUAUUAAUUAUUUUUACACGUUAUACCGUUUAUCAUUAUUUGAUUUAAAAUAAAAACUUGUUGAAGUUGCACCGUAUCUGCCUCUCGUAGUAAAGGUCGGGAAGUCUGAGACCCCAGAGGUCCUUGUACCGUGAUAAAGUUAAAAUGUGGAGACCGUGCCGGGAAAGUGGGGACGUACGUAAAUGCGUAAUUACGUCACUGAUUAGGACUGGGAAAUAGUAAAUGUAUAAGGUUGCGGAACGGGGAACGCGCGGUAGGAGGCAAUUGUGUUAUUUCGGUAGGUCCAUAUACUCGAUAGUCGAUAAUAUUAUUAUGAGGUCGUUCGUCGUUGGCUGCUGUCGGUCAGUAUUUCGCCGUCGCGCCUGUUCGUCUACCGUUGUUAUCACUGUUCUCAACACACACACACACACGUGGCCGCACGUUCUACGACGCUUCAACAACAACUCGCCCGUAACCAACGACCGCCCUUAGAAACUAGAAGUGUAUAGAACGGGUUAUAUUAUCAUUAUUAUUAUUGUUAUUACUAGUACUUCCGUACGAUCUCGCCCUAAUCCACCGUUACGUAAUGUCUGUCUGUCCGUCGUCGUUAUUGACACACGCCUAGUGAACUCCACAGUCCGCUUACAGUGGACGUCAGAUAUUUUGGUUGGCUUCCGCCCCCCAACCCCCCCCCCCCCGUUUAGUGUUCGGUUUCACGUGUGUAUCAUCGGUUUGUCCGUCUUUGGAAAUUAUUUCAUCUGUUGUGUAAUGUCUUCGGUCCCGUUUAACCGCAGCUCGUUUAUCGCGCGGUAAAUAAUGUACCCUUAAAUAUAUCGUUCUCAAUUUAAAUAAAAACUUCUCGUCCUGACGACCGGUUUUUACGUCGGUUCGCGAUUAAAAUAGGUACCUAUGGUAAGCCUCUGCACCAGCAAUCGGUCAACAUGCGAUACUGUUUGAGCGAUAUGCUCGUCAAGACGAUACCCGGCUUGAGGCCUAAUGAGAAAAAGUGAGUUUUCAACAGUUUUGAAUAGUUAUUGACAAAUAAAGUCGAAAUUCAUUAACGAAUAUUCUCGAGUAAUUAAUUAUAAUAGGUAUCGUGUUAUUAUUACGUAUUAUAUUGCACUUUUUGCUCCACGCCAUGUUAAGAACUGUCGUUUAUAAUGACAAUUGUCUGACCUAUAAUCACUUCUCAGUUCGUUACACACUAAAUUAAUGAGAAGGUUAUUAAGACUGGUUAAUUGUUUUUUCAAAUAUUAUUGAAUUGGGUUAGGGAAAUGUUAUUUUUCGAGUAUUAUUUACUGUAGUUAUAGAUAACGAAGGUAGACUGGAAUUUGUACAUUUUUUUUUGUUCAUUAUACAGGUUAACUGAAAAAAAAUUAGUUGAAGUACCUAUAGAUUUUAGGCUUUUGAACCAAACAAAUUUCAAAUUAUUAAAAAACAUCGAGUACUCAUCCAGAUAAAAUGUAUACGUGAUCAAAUUCUGCAUUUUUUAAAUUGUUCAACCCUUUUUAACGAAAUUUAGGCGAUUUUAUCUACUAGAAAAUGUAUACAAAUAAUGAAAUGCAUCUUGCACCACUAACAUUUUUUUCAAUUAUUAACCAAAACAAUUAAUACAUGAUCAAAUUUUUCAUUUUCCGACUGCUUUUCUUAAACUCAUAAUACUUUCAUAGUUUUAAAUCCUGCAACAGCGUACCUGUAAUAGGUACCUAUCUAAGAAUAACUAUUGUUUAAGGGGUCAAAAUAGAAAUUCUAAUUUUUGAACUAUGUUUAAAGUGCUUUACAAAUGGGAAAUAUUCAAAAAAAUUCCAAUACCCUAAAGACAGAAUUCAACCAGGGCACAUUUAGUUGAAUUUAUUACAUUUCUAUCCUAAUAUUUUGUUUCAUUAAUGCCAUCAGACAAAUGGUUUCUGUAUCUACCAUAAAUAAAAUACUAUUUUUAUUUUUCAUAAAAAUAAUCUAGUUUCAGAUUAUAAUAAACACAUAAAACUUUAUAUAGGUAGGUACAUAAAUAUAAGUAGUUAGGUAGACAUUUUUGAUGUUUAUGUUGUAAAAUUAUGUUACCCUUAAUAGUUAGACAUGUGGAUAAUAUUAUUAUUUUUCUUUUUUAUAAUUUAAAUAAGUUAAUUAAUAAUAUUGUAUUUAUAGUUAUUUAUAAAAAAAAAAAAGUAAUUUAUAUUUUUCGAAAAAUACAUGAAAUACUUAAUAAUUGAUAACAAAUAUUUUACUGAUAGUAAAAUUCUAUAUUUUAGUUAAUUAUUUUACCUCCUUUACAGUUUUAAUGUUUGACUUGGUAAAAAAAUACUAACAUAACAAUUAAUUAAUAAAUUUGGUAUAAUAAUUAAAAUUAUAAUGUUUUAUUUUUUAGUAUGUUAUGCAUUCAAGAAGAACUCGGGAACUUAAGUGUAAAAGACAAAGAACCGGUUAAAGACAAUGCUGUUUUGAACAAUAAAUUGGAAUCUGAUGUAUUAAAACAAAGUGGCUGGUUCGAUGGAUUGCUGGGAUGCCUAAAACCUAUGUUAGGAGGAAUUAUGGGAAAAGGAAACAGUCAUGAUUUAAAGUCUUAUCAAGGUAAUAAACAAUUAUCAUAGUUCAAAUAAUAAUAUAAAUUAUAAGAAGUUAAAAAUAUUUGAAUUCAUUAAAUUAAGUGUUGUUAUACUCUUCGGAAGAUGAUAAUAAUAUAUACUAUUUACUUUUUAUUCAAUUACAGAAAUAUUACCUAUAAUUUUUAAUUCAUUUAAAAAUUAUUAAGUUCAAUCUAAAUAUUUAGAAUAUAUUAUAUUUAUUGCAUAUAGAGUAUUAAUUAUUAAAUUAUUUUUUAUUUUAUAAAAGUCUUAUCAUUUUUACCUAUUUAUGAUCUACCUUAAUAUACUUAUCUGACAAAUUUAUAAAAAUAUAUGAAUAGCUAAUUAGGUAUUUAUUAAUCAAAAUUUAAAAAAAAAAAAAAUGUAUUCUGUAACUAUUAACAUUUACUCUAAGAAUUAUUUUUGAUUUUCAAUUUUUCUUGUCUUUAUUAGUAUAAUAUAAUAAAUAAUUAAUCCUUCUUUUAUUUAUAUAGAUAAUUGGGACAUUCCAUUUGAGUCAAUUAGUGAUUUACAAUGGUUAGGUUCAGGAGCUCAAGGUGCUGUAUUCAGUGGCAAAUUAAAAAACGAAAUAGUUGCAGUGAAGAAGGUGCGUGAACAAAAAGAAACUGACAUAAGACAUUUAAGAAAACUUAAUCAUCCAAACAUAGUACAAUUUAGGUGAAAAUUUUAAUGAAAUGUUAAAUUUUAUCAGAUUUUUCUUAAUUUAUUAAAUUUUUUUUUUUCAGAGGUGUAUGCACUCAAGCUCCAUGUUAUUGCAUAGUCAUGGAAUAUUGUCCAUAUGGACCUCUCUAUAAUUUACUUAGAGAUGGUGAAGAAAUACCGCCUAUAAGAUUGGUAUCUUGGGCCAAACAAAUUGCAUCUGGGAUGCAUUAUUUACAUGUGAACAAAAUAAUUCAUAGAGAUCUUAAAAGUCCUAAGUAUGUAGAAAACAUAACUUUAUAGAUAUUUAUUUAUUUAUUUAAAAAAAACCCCUUUAUUUUUUUACUAAUUUGUCAUGUCUUUCAAAAGUGUCUUAAUUGGGCGCCAAGAAAUGGUGAAAAUUAGUGAUUUUGGUACAAGCCGUGAGUGGAAUGAAAUAAGCACCAAGAUGAGUUUUGCUGGUACUGUAGCCUGGAUGGCUCCAGAAAUUAUCAGAAAUGAACCUUGUUCCGAAAAAGUAGAUAUUUGGUAACUAACUGAUUUUAAAAUAAUAUUAUUAUUUGUUUUUUUUUUUUUUUUUAAUAAAUUGUACAACAAUAUGUUUGCAUAUAAAAUGUUUACAUUAUAGGUCAUAUGGUGUAGUUUUAUGGGAACUUAUGACAUGUGAAACUCCAUACAAAGAUGUUGACUCUUCAGCUAUUAUAUGGGGUGUAGGCAGUAAUUCUUUACAUUUACCGAUUCCUUCAUCAUGUCCAGAUGGUUUUCGAUUGUUAAUCAAACAAUGCUGGGCAGCGAAACCACGUAAUAGACCGUCUUUUAAACAUAUAAUGAUGCAUUUAGAUAUUGCCAGUUCUCAAGUCCUCGCGAGUACACCAGAUGAAUAUUUUAAAACACAGGUGCAAAGAAAAUUUUAAAUUGUUCAAUAUAAAAUUAUUAAGGAAAAAUAUAUGAUAAUAAUAGUUAAAUUUUAGGCACAAUGGAAAAAAGAAAUUCAAAUACACAUGUUACAAAUGCAAACGAAUGGAAGUCAUAUUCCAAAAUUUGAAGAAGAUUUAAUUAAAAAAAGAAAAAAUGAAUUGAAACAUGCACAAGAUAUUAGAGAACAUUAUGAAAGAAAAUUAGAGCGGGCUAAUAAUCUCUAUAUGGAAUUGAGUGCUGUGUUAUUACAACUAGAACAGCGAGAAAAAGAUUUGAUUAGGUUAGUACAUUUUAAUAAUAAUAUAUUUGUAGAUAAUUUUAUUAAUUAUUAUUCUAUUAGAAGAGAAAAACAAAUGUCUAAAGUCUAUAAAAAACGACUUAUUAGACCUUUGUUAAAAGCUCAAGACAAAUUGAACAAACAAGAUAAAUCUGAUUCUACAACUACUUCACCAUCAUCGCCAGAAAGACUUAGUCAAAAAUAUGACUCAGUAAGCAUUUUUAUUUUUUUUUUUUAAAUAAUAAUAUUUUUCAAUGUUAAUUAAAUGAAUUCAAAGUAUACCUAAUUAGUUUGGUCUUAAAUUUAUCCAACAGCAUUUAACCAAAGCUACACUUUAUGCUCAAGUAAGUAGUAAUUCAAAUAAACCAGAAUCAAUUGCUGUUGUACCAAAACAAACUCAAAGAAAACCUCGCCCUAGGAAAGCUCAAAUUAUAUGCUCAAUUGUCAAAAAUAAAAAGGUUUAGAUUAUAUAUUUUAUCAAGUUAUUUAAAUACUUAGUGUAUGUAUUUUGUUAACAGAGUGAUACUGUAAAAGAAGCCAACUGGAAGAACUGUUAUGAAACACACAAAGUACACAGUGAAACACAAACUGAAACCAUUGAUUCUGGACUUCACCAAGACAUGCUCAAUGGUAACAUGUCUGAUUCCACUCAUUCCCAAGUAAAUUUAAAAAAAAAUCUUGAGAAAUUUUCGUUUUAUACAUAAUAUAAAACAUUUUUAGGGUGAAGAUAGUUCUGGCAGUAGUGGAGUAAGACUGAGCGAUGAUGAACAUUUAGAUAGACUGGGUAGACAAGUAAAUGAAAUACUGAACAAUAAUAGACCGGCAAAUAUGAAUGACGUGUCAGAUUUUUAUCAAGAAACCGAACUUAAUAAUUCUAAUAAUUUUAAUCUCAAAAGAAAAAGGUAAAAAAAAAAAUAUUUGAUUGUGCAAAAGUUAAACAUUAAUGUGUGUACAUAUUUAUUAUUUUGUUUUUUUUUAGUUUUAGUCGGCGACCAAUUGGUCCUGGUUUACGAGUUCGUCGCUACAGAAUGACACAAUAUUGCCAAGAACCAAAUGGGAAUUCGUUUUCAUUAAGCUCAUCUACAGAAGUAAGUGACUACCUAUAUGAUACCAUAGUGACCAUUUCAAUUGUAUAUUAAAGGGCAUAACACCAGAUAACUCCAUUUUUCAAUAAAAUAUUAGUUUUUAUUUAAAAUAAAUAAAUAAAAUAUAUUAAUAUUAUAUACUUGAUAUUUCCCGUUAUUUCAAUUGAAAUUAUUGCUAAAAUAGAUUUGUUUGUUUGAUUGUGGAAGCUUCAAAAACAUUAUUCUAUUAUGUGUAUAUAUCUAGUAUAUUAUCUAAUAAGUGCAUUUUUAUUUUUUUCAGAAACAUGAUUUUUUAGAGGCAGAAAGUUCAACAUCGGACUCAGACAUGAAAGAUAUUGAUUUAAAAUCUGGUUUUUAUAAAGUGCCUAAUCAAUUUCCAGUGUAAUACAAUGUAUGAAAUCUUAUAAUUGUGCUAAAGCUACAAUUUAAAUAAAUUAUUUUAUUAUCCUUUAAUAAUAUCAGCGUGCAAACAUUUAUAUUUUUUUUUUUCAUAAACAUCUCAGAUUUAAUUAAUAUGUUAUUACCAUCCAAAACUACACCCACUAUUUUUUUUUAUAUAUGUUUAACUUACCUAGCAUUCCAUAAUAUUGUGUUUUACUAUUGUUAAUAUUUUCUAUUAUUGUAACUUUUUUUUUUAUCUAAUGUUUCCUAUGAAAUAUUAAGUAUAUAUUAUUCAAAAUUAUGUUAAUAAUUAGUGUUUUGGAUGUUUUUAAAGUGACAAAUAUUAUCUGUGAUUAAUGAUCAGGGACAAACUACUCAUCAACAGCUUGAAAUAUUAUUCCAUACAAUUUUUUUUUUUUUUUUAAAUUUGACUUAUAAUAAUAAUUCAAACUUAACAACAUUUUUUUCCCAUAAGUCAUAUUUUCUCCAUUUAACGAAAAGUGGAUGCAACAAGCAUAAUAUAGCACAGCUGGUUAUAUAAAUAAUCAAAUAAAUUGACGUAGUCAUGUUUAAUGUUGUACUGAUUAUGAAUAGUUGCUUAACAAUUUCAUGAGCAAUAAUUAUUGAUCUCUUUUGCCAUUUAUAAUAUUAUUGUGAUGUAAACUUAUUUGUAAGCAUACAUGUUGUGUAUUGUAGACUGGCCUUACAUUAAGGCAAAUUAUUAUUUAGGAAAUUAUUAUUAUAAUAUGUAAUUGAUAUUUUUAGGCUUUGUCUCAUUAUUUUGUACGCUGUAUAGAAAAGAGAAAUAAUUUUUGAAAAUACAAAA
Messenger RNA from Cinara cedri, 25200 nucleotides. The record is from the annotation of a GenBank genome assembly. Lineage: Eukaryota; Metazoa; Arthropoda; Insecta; Hemiptera; Aphididae.